UUUUGGGACCAAAGCAUUAAAGUGCGAGGGAAGUCGGUUGUUCGUUCUAGCAGCGUCGUAUUGGUUGGCCAAUUGGCUGCUCGAAUUCCAUUCCUCAGCCCCACAGGCGGACGGACGAACAAACGAACGGGAACUCAUACCUGUUUUUCAGUCUCCGUCAAAAACCCAUUUCUUCUCGCUUCAAUUUUUGGACGGUCUCUUAUCCACAACCCACUAUGGCGGCUUCCGCUAAUUUUUUUUGCUACUCGACGUCCCUUUCGGGCUCUCAACAUAUCAGCAGUCUCCAGCAUGGGAAUAUGCAAUGUGUGCUUGGGGUAGACUCCAUCCGAAAGCGUAUUGUGAAAAUAGGAUUGAAAAUAAAGGCUAGUGCAACAAUCAAUGCAGCACUGCUUUCUGGAGAUGGCGAUGUCCUUCCUCGUUCUGAUGAUUCUAAUUUUGCUAGUAAUUCUAUAAUCAGAGAUGGGUCUGGUGGCGUUGAGUUACAGUCUGACUCUGUAGUAUUAGGGACUCUUACAGCUGACAUGGCUCCUACAACUAGCGGGUUCCCUUCUGAUAACGAUGAGUAUGAUUUGGACAUGCCAUCGGAAGGCUUCUCAUCUAUUCCGGAGGCCAUUGAAGACAUUCGCAAAGGAAAGAUGGUUGUGGUCGUAGAUGAUGAGGAUCGAGAGAAUGAAGGAGAUCUUAUAAUGGCUGCAUCAAAGGUUACAGCAGAGGCUAUGGCUUUCUUUGUGAAGCAUGGAACUGGAAUAGUUUGCGUGAGCAUGAAAGAAGAAGAUCUGGAGAGGUUGCAGCUUCCUUUAAUGGUUAACCAUAGGGAAAAUGAGGAGAAGCUUCGUACUGCAUUCACUGUAUCAGUGGAUGCAAAACAUGGAACAACAACGGGCGUUUCAGCACAUGACAGGGCAACUACCAUAUUGGCUCUUGCAUCCAAAGAUUCAAGGCCUGAAGAUUUCAAUCGCCCGGGGCAUAUAUUUCCAUUGAAGUACAGGGAAGGUGGAGUUCUUAAAAGAGCCGGGCACACAGAAGCUGCUGUUGAUCUUUCCAUGUUAGCUGGAUUGGAACCUGCUGGAGUUUUAUGUGAAAUUGUCGAUGAUGAUGGUUCUAUGGCUCGAUUGCCUAGGCUUCGGGAAUUCAUACGAAAAGAGAAGUUGAAAAUUAUAUCCAUUGCUGAUCUAAUCAGAUAUCGGAGGAAGAGGGAUAGAUUAGUGGAGCAUACAUCUGCUGCUCGUAUACCAACAAUGUGGGGACCAUUCACUGCAUUCUGUUAUAGGUCGAUUUUGGAUGGGAUCGAACAUAUUGCAAUGGUUAAGGGCGAAAUUGGCGAUGGACAAGACAUACUUGUCAGAGUGCACUCGGAAUGCCUAACUGGAGACAUAUUUGGAUCAGCCAGAUGCGACUGUGGAAACCAGUUGGCACUUGCGAUGCAGCAAAUCGAGGCAGCUGGAAGCGGCGUUUUAAUCUACCUCCGUGGUCAUGAGGGAAGAGGUAUUGGCUUAGGACACAAACUCCGCGCAUAUAAUUUGCAAGAUGCCGGCCGUGACACUGUGGAGGCAAACGAGGAAUUGGGUUUGCCCGUUGAUUCAAGAGAGUAUGGAAUCGGCGCACAGAUUCUUAGAGAUCUUGGAGUCAGGACUAUGAAACUGAUGACGAACAAUCCUGCCAAGUACAUAGGGCUCAAGGGCUACGGCUUGACAGUUGCUUCCCGGGUUCCUCUCGUGACCCCAAUCACAAAAGAUAACAAAAGAUAUCUUGAGACGAAACGAGCCAAGAUGGGGCAUGUUUAUGGCUUAGAUGCCAAUGGCCAUCCAGCCAUCAUCAAAAGCAAGAACGUCGUCGAACCAAGCGGGGAGAGCCCCGUUACGCCCGACUCCUGAAUGGUUGCUUGCUGAGGGCUGUCGAGAUCGAAUAGUAUUAUUAUAAUUAUAAUAUGACAUAGUUUCUUUUACUUAGUAUUAUUCUUGUGUUUUAGGUGAUUCGUUGUGCUGGGAGUUGCUCGAGCAAAGUGUUUUUUUGUUUUUUUAUUUUUAUCACGUGAAACUCACAGUCGCUACUCAACUCGAAAAUAUUUCAAUAAAUGUACUGCACAUUGCACUCAGAAAUUGAUGUCCCAUUGUUCUAUAGAUUUGUUUGAUAUAUG
Messenger RNA from Andrographis paniculata, 2137 nucleotides. RefSeq names its product bifunctional riboflavin biosynthesis protein RIBA 1, chloroplastic. Bases 216 to 1874 code for a protein of 552 amino acids. NCBI's taxonomy places the organism in Eukaryota, Viridiplantae, Streptophyta, Magnoliopsida, Lamiales, Acanthaceae. Gene Ontology annotation, cellular component: chloroplast. Gene Ontology annotation, molecular function: 3,4-dihydroxy-2-butanone-4-phosphate synthase activity; GTP cyclohydrolase II activity. The transcript has 7 exons. Gene Ontology annotation, biological process: riboflavin biosynthetic process. The record is from RefSeq and is a predicted model, not a curated record.